Molecule: messenger RNA, 7121 nt
Organism: Oryctolagus cuniculus (rabbit)
Lineage: Eukaryota; Metazoa; Chordata; Mammalia; Lagomorpha; Leporidae
Gene: KIDINS220
Product: kinase D interacting substrate 220
Biological process (GO): nerve growth factor signaling pathway
Molecular function (GO): protein kinase regulator activity; PDZ domain binding
Source: RefSeq, a predicted model, not a curated record
GAUCUGUCAGUUCGCCAGGGAGGAGAAAAUGGCCGCUGGGUGUGGCGAGGGAGCAGAGCAGAAAGCCGCGGCCUCCCACCCUCGCGUCCUCUGACACCGCCCGCGGCCGAGCCCGUUCCGCCCGAGCCGAGGGCCCUGUCCUCCGAGCACGCCGUGAGACGGUUUUGAAAUAAAGAGAGCAACAGCUUUCUGUGAAGAUGUCGGUUCUGAUAUCACAGAGUGUAAUAAAUUAUGUGGAAGAAGAGAACAUUCCCGCUCUGAAAGCCCUUCUUGAGAAGUGCAAGGAUGUGGAUGAGAGAAACGAGUGUGGCCAGACCCCGCUGAUGAUAGCCGCCGAGCAGGGCAACCUGGAGAUAGUGAAGGAGCUGAUUAAGAACGGAGCGAACUGCAAUCUGGAAGACCUGGACAACUGGACAGCACUUAUAUCUGCAUCUAAAGAAGGGCACGUGCACAUCGUGGAGGAGCUGCUUAAAUGUGGAGUGGACUUGGAGCACCGUGACAUGGGGGGAUGGACCGCUCUCAUGUGGGCGUGCUAUAAAGGCCGGACUGAAGUUGUAGAACUGCUUCUUUCGUAUGGCGCCAACCCGAGCGUCACUGGUCUGCAGUACAGCGUGUACCCGAUCAUCUGGGCAGCGGGCAGAGGCCACGCGGAGAUAGUGCAUCUUCUGCUGCAGAACGGCGCUAAAGUCAACUGCUCCGAUAAGUAUGGAACCACCCCUUUGGUCUGGGCUGCACGCAAGGGCCAUCUGGAAUGUGUGAGACAUCUGUUGGCCAUGGGAGCUGAUGUUGAUCAGGAGGGAGCUAAUUCAAUGACUGCUCUCAUUGUGGCAGUGAAAGGAGGGUACACACAGUCAGUAAAAGAGAUUUUGAAGAGGAAUCCUAAUGUCAACUUGACGGAUAAGGAUGGAAACACAGCUCUGAUGAUCGCCUCAAAGGAGGGGCACACGGAAAUUGUCCAGGAUCUGCUUGAUGCCGGCACAUACGUGAACAUACCUGACCGGAGUGGGGACACCGUGUUGAUCGGUGCUGUCAGAGGGGGACACGUGGAGAUCGUCCGUGCGCUGCUCCAGAAAUACGCCGACAUCGACAUCAAGGGCCAGGACAACAAGACAGCUUUGUAUUGGGCUGUUGAGAAGGGCAAUGCCACGAUGGUGCGAGACAUCCUGCAGUGCAACCCUGACACGGAGAUGUGUACGAAGGACGGCGAAACACCUCUCAUAAAGGCCACCAAGAUGAGGAAUAUCGAGGUCGUGGAGCUGCUGCUGGAUAAAGGGGCCAAGGUGUCCGCUGUGGACAAGAAAGGAGACACUCCCUUGCAUAUUGCCAUUCGCGGAAGGAGUCGGAAACUGGCAGAACUUCUUUUAAGAAAUCCCAAAGAUGGGCGGUUGCUUUAUAGGCCCAACAAAGCAGGCGAGACGCCGUACAACAUUGACUGUAGCCAUCAGAAAAGUAUUUUAACUCAGAUAUUCGGAGCCAGGCACCUCUCUCCUACGGAGACGGACGGCGACAUGCUUGGCUACGACUUGUACAGCAGCGCGCUGGCGGACAUCCUCAGCGAGCCCACCAUGCAGCCGCCCAUUUGCGUGGGCCUGUACGCACAGUGGGGCAGCGGGAAGUCUUUCUUACUCAAGAAACUCGAAGAUGAAAUGAAGACUUUCGCAGGGCAGCAGAUUGAACCUCUGUUUCAGUUUUCAUGGCUCAUCGUGUUUCUUACCCUGCUGUUUUGUGGAGGACUCGGUUUGGUGUUUGCUUUCACAGUUGACCUAAAUCUUGGAAUAGCAGUGUCACUGAGCUUCUUGGCUCUCUUGUAUAUAUUCUUUAUUGUCAUUUACUUUGGUGGACGAAGGGAAGGGGAGAGUUGGAAUUGGGCCUGGGUCCUCAGUACCCGACUGGCAAGACAUGUAGGCUAUUUGGAGCUCCUCUUCCAGCUGAUGUUUGUGAAUCCACCAGAACUGCCAGAGCAGACAACGAAAGCUUUGCCUGUGAGGUUUCUGUUCACGGAUUACAACAGGCUGUCCAGUGUGGGUGGAGAGACCUCGCUGGCGGAGAUGAUCGCCACCCUGUCAGACGCCUGUGAGAGAGAGUUUGGCUUUUUGGCCACCAGGCUUUUUCGAGUAUUCAAGACUGAAGAGACUCAGGGUAAAAAGAAAUGGAAAAAAACGUGUUGCCUCCCGUCUUUCGUCAUCUUCCUCUUCAUCCUUGGCUGCAUUGUUGCUGGGACCACUCUCCUGGCUGUGUUCAGGGUUGACCCGAAACACCUGACGGUGAAUGCUGUCCUCAUAGCAAUGGCGUCUGUGGUGGGGCUGGCCUUUGUGCUCAACUGUCGGACGUGGUGGCAAGUGCUGGACUCUCUUCUGAACUCUCAAAGAAAACGCCUCCAUAACGCCGCCUCCAGAUUGCAUAAAUUGAAAAGUGAAGGUUUCAUGAAAGUUCUGAAGUGGGAAGUGGAACUGAUGGCCAGGAUGGCGAAAACCAUCGACAGCUUCACUCAGAAUCAGACGCGGCUGGUGGUGAUCAUCGACGGGUUAGACGCCUGCGAGCAGGACAAGGUGCUGCAGAUGCUGGACACGGUCCGGGUUCUGUUUUCCAAAGGCCCAUUCAUUGCCAUUUUUGCAAGUGACCCACACAUCAUCAUAAAGGCGAUUAACCAGAACCUCAGCAGUGUGCUUCGUGACUCGAAUAUCAACGGGCACGACUACAUGCGCAACAUCGUGCACCUGCCCGUGUUCCUGAACAGUCGUGGGCUGAGCAGCGCCAGGCGCUUCCUCGUGAGCUCGACAGCGAACGGGGACGUUCCGUGUCCGGACGCGGCAGGGCUGCAGGAAGACGCUGACCGAAGAGUCUCGCAGAACAGCCUCGGGGAGUUGACGAAGCUCGGCAGCAGGACAGCCCUCAAUCGACGGGACACGUACCGGAGGCGGCAGAUGCAGCGCACCGUCACCCGGCAGAUGUCCUUUGACCUCACCAAGCUGCUGGUCACCGAGGACUGGUUCAGCGACAUUAGUCCCCAGACCAUGAGAAGACUGCUGAACAUUGUGUCUGUCACAGGGCGGUUACUGAGAGCCAACCAGAUUAGCUUCAACUGGGACAGGCUUGCUAGCUGGAUCAACCUGACAGAGCAGUGGCCCUACCGAACUUCGUGGCUCAUAUUAUAUUUGGAAGAAACCGAGGGUGUGCCCGAUCAGACGACUCUGAAAACCAUCUAUGAGAGAAUAUCAAAGAAUAUCCCAACAACUAAAGAUGUGGAGCCGCUCCUUGAAAUCGAUGGGGAUAUAAGAAAUUUUGAAGUGUUUUUGUCUUCGAGGACGCCGGUUCUUGUGGCACGAGAUGUAAAAACCUUCUUGCCGUGCACUGUAAACCUUGACCCCAAACUACGGGAAAUUAUCGCAGACGUCCGCGCGGCCAGAGAGCAGAUCAACAUAGGAGGGCUCGCGUACCCCCCGCUCCCCCUCCACGAGGCUGCGGCGCGGGCGCCCUCGGGGUACAGCCAGCCCGCCUCCGUGUGCUCCUCCGCCUCCUUCAGCGGGCCCUUCGCGGGCGGGGUCGUGUCGCCGCAGCCCCACAGCAGCUACUUCAGCGGCAUGACGGGCCCCCAGCACCCCUUCUACAACAGGCCAUUCUUUGCCCCAUACCUUUACACGCCAAGGUACUGCCCUGGCGGUUCCCAACAUCUCAUCUCACGCUCAUCAGUAAAAGCGAAUUUGCCCAGAGAUCAGAACAAUGGCCUAGAGGCUAUCAAGGAGGACGCUGCCGAGGGGCUGUGUGCGCCCGCAGCCCCCUCGCGGGGGUCAGGCCCAGCCUCCGGCCCAGCGACGUCACUGAACGCGAUGAACGUGGACGCCGUGUGUGAGAAGCUGAAGCAGAUCGAAGGGCUGGACCAGAGCCUGCUGCCUCAGUACUGCGCCACCAUCAGGAAGGCAAACAUAAACGGCCGUGUAUUAGCUCAGUGUAACAUUGAGGAACUGAAGAAGGAGAUGAAUAUGAACUUCGGAGACUGGCACCUUUUCCGAAGCACGGUACUGGAGAUGCGGACUGCAGAGAACCAGGUGGUGCCGGAAGACCCACGGUUCCUGGGCGAGAACGCGGGCGGCGCCGGCGCCCACAGCGAGCCCGCCCGGCGCGCCUCGCACACGGAGCUGCCGCACACGGAGCUUUCCAGCCAGGCUCCCUACACGCUGAACUUCAGCUUCGAGGAGCUGAACACCCUGGGCCUGGACGAGGGGGCCCCGCGCCACGGGCAUCUGAGCUGGCAGUCACAAACUCGCAGAACUCCGAGUCUUUCGAGUCUCAACUCCCAGGAUUCCAGCAUCGAAAUUUCGAAGCUCACUGACAAGGUGCAGGCUGAGUAUAGAGAUGCCUACCGAGAGUACAUCGCUCAGAUGUCCCAGCUGGAGGGGGGCCCGGGGUCCGCCACGCUGAGCGGCAGGUCGUCCCCCCAUAGCACCUACUACCUGGGGCAGAGCUCCUCGGGCGGCUCCAUCCAUUCUAAUCUCGAGCAAGACAAGGGGAAGGAGAGCGAGCCGAAGCAGGAGGACGGGAGGAAGGCGUUCCUAAUGAAGAGGGGCGACGUCCUGGACCACUCCUCCUCGGGGGUGUCCACCAGCGACGCCUCGCCCCUGGACCCCAUCACAGAGGAGGACGAGAAGUCCGACCAGUCGGGCAGUAAGCUGCUCCCGGGCAGGAAGCCCUGCGAGAGGCCCAGUCUCUUCCAGACCGAUCUGAAGCUCAAGGGCAGCGGGCUGCGCUACCAGAAGCUGCCGAGCGACGAAGACGAGUCGGGGCCGGAGGAGUCGGACAAGACCCCGCUGCUCCGGGACGACAAGGAGGGGGGCGUGGCGGGCAAGGCGGAGCGCGCGGCCAAGUCGCCGGAGCACGGCGCCGAGCCGAUCCGCACCUUCAUUAAGGCGAAGGAGUACUUGUCGGACGCCCUCCUGGACAAGAAGGACUCGUCCGACUCGGGCGUGCGGUCCAGCGAGAGCUCCCCCAGCCACUCCCUGCACAACGAGGCGGCCGACGAGGCCCAGCUGGAGAAGGCGAACCUCAUCGAGCUGGAGGACGACGGCCGCGGCGCGGCUCGCGGGCUGCCGCACAGCUUGAGCGGGCUCCCAGAGCCCGCGCUGGCCCGCAUGUCCAUCUGCUCGGAAGACAAGAAGAGCCCUUCCGAGUGCAGCUUGCUGGCCAGCAGCCCGGAAGAGAGCUGGCCCACGUGCCAGAAGGCCUACAACCUGAACCGCACGCCCAGCACCGUGACCCUGAACAACAACAGCGCCCCGGCCAACAGAGCCAACCAGAAUUUCGAUGAAAUGGAGGGGAUGCGGGAGACCCCUCAGGUCAUCUUGAGGCCGAGUUCCGGCCCCCACCCCACCGCCAUGCAGAAUGAAAAUCUAAAGAGCAUGGCGCAUAAGCGCGGCCAGCGUUCCAGCUACGCGAGGCUCUCCAAGGAGUCCUCGGAGCUGCACGCGGCCGCCCCUUCUGAGAGCACAGGCUUCGGAGAGGAACGGGAGAGCAUCCUCUAGGGGCGGCAGCAGUGGCGCCCCUCACCUCCCGACAGCAUCGCCCUGCGCCUCCAUGCGCGCAGCACUUCCCCCUGUAGUACCGUUCACCCCAGAUGACGCGCGCAGGACUUUGGUGAGAGGGACCUGCGCAGAGCAGGCGUGGCAAUGAGGCGUCCUAACGAGGAGCCGCCCACCUCCCUGCUCUCCCUGGACCUCCCUGACCCCCAGCCCAGGCAACGGAGAUGAGACGGAUCGCACGUGCUGCUCCAUCCGCCCCAGAAAAGCAGUCCCCAGGCGCCCGUUUUGUAGAACACGCGAUUGUCAUUGGUAGAAGCCAGGGCGUGGAGCAAGUGGGAGGGGUUUAACCUAGGUCAGAAUUCGCGGGUUCUGCCGCAGCCCAGAACCUAGAGGCGCUCGCUCGCUCCACGGAGAACCAGCGUUGUAGGUAACAGACACGUUGCUUACCGAAGAGGUUUUACAUUUCCAGUAAGGAAUGGGCAGAGUGUUUUUAAAGCCGGAUAAGGGAGUGAGUCAGCAGUACCAGAAGCGGGUGCCCGGGCCCCAGGAGCUGUCAGGAGGGCAGGUGGGAGCGGGGCGUAGCGUCCGCUUCCCUGGAUUCUCUUCCCUGCCAGUCCCGGCCUGGCUGCCCGCGCGUUCGCCGGUACCCGGCGAGCCCCGGUGCCUCCUGCAACCUUCUCCAGGGGUGUGCGAGUCCUGGUUCCAGAGUCCAGGAGUCGGGCGCUGUGCUAAUAGGCGCUAAUGCUUGUGGGCCUGGGCGACUGGGGUACUUCCGUCCCGAAGGUCAGGGAGCACUGGUGAAUGGCAAGGACAUAGGAAAAGCCCGAAUCCUUGCUUCCAUGCCCGCUUGUCUUCUGUCUGUGCUGGGUCAGCACGUUCACGCUGGGGGAGGAGCCUGAGGAAGGAAAUGCCUUCUAAAAGGGGCUGUAAACAUCAAACAAAGCAAGAGUAGCAACAAGAUCAAACUGACGUAACCACGACUUCGUUUAGCAUUCGUUUGUUUAGCGUUAGCAGAGUUAAGAUGAUGAUCACAUUCAGUAGCGUGAGGACUGGAAGCUUCCCGGCCGUCACGCACUGAAAAUUGUUGUCGUUUUAGUGUAGCUCGUCUGCGUGGAGUGGACUCCGGCAGUGUGCGCUGAGCCCCAGGAGUGCAGGCCGUGACGUCACCGCGGCGCGGCACCUGGGGUUAGCGCUCCGCAGCCGCGGCUGUCCCGUGAUGGAUUUUUGUUGGUGUGCUGAUUAAAUUAUUUGCUUGGCCAGCCACUGUGGGUGCCCUUUUGUGUUUCAUUGUCUGCAUGUUUGAGUGGAAUUUAGCAUUUUAAUAAUAUGUUUAUUUUGCACGAUUUUCAACAAAUGUUUAAUUUAAGAAGGCAGUAUGAUAUAGACAUACAUGGAAGUGUUAGCAUUUUAAUAUUUAUAGUGUUCAUUAGUUUGCGGUAUUGUGUAAUUCCUGACUCUCUCAAAGGCAGUAUUUUGUUCCUUUUCAGAUGUGUGGUUGCAGGGUAAUGUCAUUGGAGAGUAUUCUUUAUACUGUUUGUGGAAUUAAUACUAAAGCAUUACAUGUACAAACAGACUUAGGAAAUAAUAAAACAAUGCAUGCUAUUCUGA